Styela clava is the source of this 2630-nucleotide messenger RNA. The record is from RefSeq and is a predicted model, not a curated record. Lineage: Eukaryota; Metazoa; Chordata; Ascidiacea; Stolidobranchia; Styelidae.
AUGUGGAAAAUUGUUUUUUGUCUGUGCUUUGUAGUACGGAUAUCAAAGGGACAAAUUGUAGAUUAUACUGCAGUGGUUCCGAAUGUACCAAAUCCAGUGACAAAAGGUGCUGUUACUCCAACCAGUAUUGAAAUAUCAUGGCCUGUUCAAACCCCAGCUGUUGAACAAACAACAUAUGAAGUCACAUACACAGAUGGCACCACGUCUAAAUCAGUAGAUAUAGCAACAUCAUCAUUGACCCUUACUGGAUUGACACCAAACACAGAAUACACCAUAACGGUGGUAGAAACAACAAAUGUCGGUAGCGCUGCGGCAACUGAUGCAUUAGUUAUCCGAACUGCAGAAGACAAACCAACUGCUGUUAGAAAUUUGACAGCUUCUUUUGAAACUUCAAAUUAUACAGUAACAGUAGCAUGGGAAAUACCACAACCUACUAAAGGAGAUAUCACAAAAUACAAUGUAAAAUGGACUGCCAGAUCUGAGUCUGGUGGUAGUGACACAACCGUGACGACAUUUCCAAUCACAGCAACACAGUCUCUUACUGAUUAUGUCAUCAGUGUGACGGCAUUCACAAGCGCUGGUGAAGGUCCAGUAGACCAAGUCACAGUUACCACACCAAAAUUAGUUCCUGAAGUGCCUCAAGACGUCGCAAUAAGUAGUAUCACCAGUUCAACAGCAGUUGCAAAAAUCACACCUCCGAACAAUACUCAAAUUGCUGUCACCCAAUAUAUUAUAACAGUGAGUCAAGAAAUCGAUGACUGCAAUUCAUUUAAUGACGCAAGUUGCAAUGAGAACGACCAGCAAACAUUUGCAGCUACAGCUGACAACAGAUACACAUUAACUGGCCUCCAAGCCUACAGAAAAUACGUCGUUUCUGUGGUCGCCGUAUCUCUCGGUGGAAGAGGUGAAUCAUCCUCGAAUUUGACGUUUAAUACAGCCACUGGACCUCCAAACCCUAUCUUUAAUGUAUUGACUGUAUCACUACCUGGAGAAAUUGUUGUGACCUUCAACGCCGGAACCCCGAUUACUGGACCCACAGCUUAUGGAGUAGUCUUGACUGCGCCAGAUGGAACCAGCAUCACUUCGUCGGUUCAAGCAUCUGUAUCGACGUCGAUAUCUAUAACGGUUCCAGGUGUUGAGGACAAUACUGUUUAUGCUCUUACUAUUACAUCAAAUGUUGACCGAGUUGGUCCAUAUCUAUUACCACCAGGAACAACCGUUACAUCAGUACCUUCAAGUCCGUUAUUCACCGUCGCACGUGAUAGUGAUGUUCAGCUUACACUGGCAAUACAAGCUGUAGAUGGAGCAACAUCUUACUUGGUUUCAUAUAUACAGGCCAAUUGUCCCAACUGCACCGCUCAGACUGCAACGUCUACUGACACAACUGUAGUUCUGAGUGAACUCACAGCAUAUACAACAUACAGAAUAUCUGUAUUUGCUGUCUCCGCAGCUGGAACGAGUUCGGGAUCUACCUUAUCACAGCAAACAAGGGCAGGAACUCCUACUCUCAGAGAUCAAAACUACAGAAUAUCUUUUACAAAUACGAGCGAUACAGAGACGUACCCUCCCUAUUACACUGUCACAGUUAACAACGUAUGUGAAGAAAAGCAUGUUGUAUUCAAUGAAGAUACUGGAGUAAUCACAAAAAUGAUUUAUAUAGUUACUCAAGAUGGAUCAACAGUCAGCAUUGAUUUAUCAAGAUUUUGGGCAACUUCUUCCCAAGAAGAUGUUUCUUCCCCUUAUGUUACCCUUACCGUUCCAUGCGAAAAUAACAGUAAUCGAAAAAGGCGUGCUGUUGUCAACAAUGGUGUAGUUAUUGGUGCUGACAAUACUUGCCAAACGGGUACGAAUACAGAAUGUAAUGGACCAUUGAAACCAGACACAGCUUACACUAUACGAGUAUGUGGUGCGAAUGAAGAAAACAAUUCAGUUUGUACUAAACCGAGUGUAAUUGUAAAAACUGAUUCUGAGCCUCCAUCACGUGGAGCAGGUGAAAUAGCUGCGAUUGUGCUUAUCUCCAUCUCAUUACUCAUUAUCAUCAUUCUUAUUAUUGUAUAUUGCGGGGAAAGAAGGCGGUCUUAUUUUGGAAAACAUAGAGUAUCCAGACGUGGAAAACAAAAUCCAACAUUUGAAAGUACGAAGAGUCAACAGAAAUGCCAGGUGGAUCCAGCAGAAAGCCUCAGACACAAUAAGCAGUUGCGUAACAAGCAAAAGAAUGGCGGUCUGAAUACAGCUAUAAUACUAAUCUACAAGCGAUAGAAAUUUCAAACAUAACCUUUUUUUAUAAAUUUACUCCAACUAUAAUAUGAAUUAUGACAACUAAUUUAUUUCUAGUGGAAAUUAAGAAAUUAUUUCAUAUAUCGUAAUAGCAUAUUCUCCAACAUGAAUGAACCUGCCAAAUUAUAGAAUAUACAGUAACAAAGUCAAUAAUAUUGAAUAGAAAUAUAGCUAAUCCCAAAUGGAAAUUUUACUUGUCCGUGUUUUCAUAAUGCACAUGAUAAAACGAUCCUUUGUUCACAUCUUCCACUAUUCAAUAAUUAUGAUAAAUGUCCAAGCCAUUUUGCUGUUUUUUUUAUUAAAAAAUAAUCAAUUUUGUAGAAUAUUCCUGCAAUUAAACUACAUCUAAAUAG